Molecule: messenger RNA, 806 nt
Organism: Hydra vulgaris (swiftwater hydra)
Lineage: Eukaryota; Metazoa; Cnidaria; Hydrozoa; Anthoathecata; Hydridae
Source: RefSeq, a predicted model, not a curated record
AUAACUUAUUGUUUUUUUGUUUAGUAAUCAUUUUUAAUGGACACAACAGAAACUAUCAACUUUGUUAAACUUCAAAAAGAAUUUCAAAAUGCUAAACUAGCUGAAGAACGAUAUAAUCUCGAAAAUAAUGCAAAGUUUCGAGCUGUUCAUCAAAAGGUAUCAUCAUACGAAGAGUUUCGAGAUAUUGUUGCAAGUUCUCAUUUGCAACCUUUGGAAAAACACGAUGCCUUUUACGCUGAUAAAACAAACGGAAACAUGAAAGUAAAACCAUGGAACUCGUUUUACUCUCCAAGUAUAGAUAACGAAAACGAACAUUUUCAAUUCAAACCUCCUGAGAUAUGUCACCACAUAAAUAAUUUUGACGAAUUUAAUAAGGCUUGGAGGUGUAUAAAAUGUCCUCAAACUAUGUGCGAUAUCAUUAUUAGCAUGGAUGAAUUUAAUUUGAAAAGUAUCUUUCGCUGUGAUCUUCCGUCAAAUGUACUAGAAACGUGUAUUGAACAAUUUUCUACUAUGUUAACAAAAGAGAACAGUGCUCAUAUUAUAAAGGUAUUGUCUAUCUUUUCGGCAAGCCGAGGUUUUAAUAUAGCUCUGCGCUUUUUAAACAUUAAACAGAAAGAGGUAGUACUAAAGUUGCUUUUCAGUCUGGAAAGUUAUGGUCAUGACGUUAAGUCAUUAAAAACAGUUUAUAGUUUUUAAAUCGAUUUUUUUUUUUUUUAAUUUUAAAAUUGACAUUUAUCAUACUGUUGUAAAUUACGUUUGAUAUUUUAUUCAAUUGUUUAUAUAUAUACUGUACAUUUGGUUCCCUA